AUGAUCAUAGUAACUUGUUCUUUUCAUUCUUACACAAAAUCCAAUUUUGUUCCUGUCCACGUACCUCCACAUGGACCAGAAACUUCCGCUCGUCUCUGUGCCAAAUGGGCACAUUCCAACCCAUCAACACCAGACUUGUUGCUGGUGGUGACUGGAGUUGCUCCAGCUCCAAGAACAUCUCCAAUGGCGGUUUUGGCACAGGGCUUAACGUUCAAUCUGUGCAUAACACAUCCUAAAAUAUGUUAUAUGAAGCAAUUGAGCUGUUUCCCCGUAUGCCGCAGACUGUUUGCCAACAAGAAUGGACCUGUGCUUGUCUCGCGCCUUGCCAGAAUCAAAACUAGAAGCUUUAAAUAUGAUGAUAAGGAAAGUUAUGAGGCUUCAAGGUCUAAAGAUAUGCUAGAAAGUGAAGGUAGCAUCAAGAAUGAGGUGCAUUUAGACGGAAAAGAGGGUCAUAAUUUUGGAAUCCCAUUCCUUGCUUUGAUAGCAGUUGCAAUGGGCAUAGCUGUAACGGCAACGCUAAUAUCCAUUUACCAGCAGCCUAUCCUUGGAUCAUCUUUCGUUGUGCAGUCUCUUUCUGAAAGCUCAUCCUCUUCAACGGUUGCUCCAGCCACUGCUGGUUUCAGUUUCCAAGCUUUUGGAUACAAAAUUAUACUUCCAGAAUAUGCACCAGGAUGGAUCUACUUCUGGUUGCUUAUGGCUGCAGGAUGUGGACUUUUCAUUAGUGAAGAGGCUCUAAAUGUUUGGGUUGGCAUAUCACUAUCUCGGUUUCUGUCUCUGGAUGGAACAUGGAGGUCUUUUGCAGAAUCUUUCUCAAGGAAUAGUUCAUAUGUGAUAUCAACGGUUUUCUGGGUUUACUGGGGUGUUUGCAUUAGCGAUAUGGUGCCCUUUUACUUGGGGAAGCUUUUCAGACGGUCUGGGGUAUCUGAUGAUGUUUCUACAAGGUUAGGAAUUGGCAAGGAGAAGGCCCUGGAGAUCACAAAGGCAGUGCAGAAGUAUGGCAAUCUAAUAGGUUUUGUUGAACGAUUUUCCCUUGGGGUAAGGAACCCCACGGCUUUCCUAGCAGGUGCCAUGGGCAUAUCUCCUGAGUUAUUUUUUGCAGGAGUCUGUUGUGGUGGUCUAUUCACACUUCCCCUUCAGCUCGGAGUAGGUUUUCUUUUGAGAGAACGCCCUAUGUUUGCUCUUGCAACUGUUGCAACUGUGAUGGGAAUUUGGACCAUUUUUCCAUAUGCUUUGGCUGGAUUAACUGCAUUAUUCUUCUAUCUUCGAAGGCGUUCCUCUGCUUAGUCAUUGAAUUACUUUGUAGGUCAGCUUAAAUAUUAUCAUGUAUAUGCGAUCAAUUGACAUGUAAAUUUUAAUUGUAAUCAUUCUUGAACAUAUUCCUGCUUUAGGAGGGUCAUUACCUUGGGCAAAUCACGACGAUAUUAUGGAACUUGGGUGUUGUACCAUUUUUCCGGAGAUAAUCAAGUGGAAAAUGGCAAAAUAUUUCAUCAUAACUUAAUAUAUUUAUAUUA
Molecule: messenger RNA, 1511 nt
Organism: Neltuma alba
Lineage: Eukaryota; Viridiplantae; Streptophyta; Magnoliopsida; Fabales; Fabaceae
Exons: 11
Coding region: 1-1284 (427 amino acids)
Source: RefSeq, a predicted model, not a curated record